This is a messenger RNA of Megalopta genalis, 2192 nucleotides long. Lineage: Eukaryota; Metazoa; Arthropoda; Insecta; Hymenoptera; Halictidae. The record is from RefSeq and is a predicted model, not a curated record.
AUCUGAGCGUCAAUUAGGGAGAAUUUACUGCAUUCCGAAACGAGAUCCACGUAAAUCGAUAACUUCUAUUAAUUUCUAAAUAUACAAGAACAGUUUAAUCAGCGAACAAUUUAUGCGAUAUCGAAAUUUGCAGCCUGAAAUUCUUGCAUUGUUUCAUUCCGUAACAAAGUCCACGUAAGUCGAUAAUCGAACCAGCACAGACAACGUCUGUCAAUAAUGCAAUCUCGAAAGUCCAAAAGUCCGGAAAUGCCUGAGGCUCUGCAACUGUCGCCCGAGAAAAACUCUGGUCACCCGUUAUACUCGUAGUCACGUGCAUGAAACCAGCACCAAAAAUUAACCGUGCCGUGCAAAAUUUCGGGCAUAAUCGAAUCGCGCCGGUGGAAACAAAAUGGCGUCUGCUCGAGGACGCGACUUCCCGAGCAGUCGUUUAACCUUUGAACCCUUGUGUACACGGUCAGGUGGGACACAGGCACACGCGAGAGGUUCACUGAACAUAACACCACAAUACCAAACAGGCAUACAUCGACCACAACAACAACCACCACAACAGCAACAGACAAGACACACAGGCGAGACGCGAAGUGUCAAGUCACCGCACAACGGGCGCCACACAAUUAAAACACAGGGAACACUCGGGAGGAUUGUUCGUUCAGGAUAGUUGGCAGCCGUUCCGUGAGACCGGAAGUUCACCAUGUAUGUCCGACAGAUCUCGUUGAGACAGGGGGGAGCGCGGGAUAGCGACGCGACGGCAAUGUCGCGGCAGCGGGACCAAGAUGGCGUCGUCGGCGUUAGGGACCCGCCCUCCUUCAAGGUCGACGACUUCGUCCUCGAGGCGGACUUCCAGGACGGCGACGAGUUCUACAGGGAGAAGGCCGAGAAGGAGCUCAGGGAGACGCCCGAAGUCGUGCAGCAGGCCCUCAAGGACAUCAGGGUGUUGCUCCAAGGCGAGCCGAACCUUGUGGUACCGGACGACGACGAGUUUUUCCAGAAAUUCAUGCGUCCUUGCAAAUGGUACCCGAAGAGCACCUACGAACUGUUGAAGAGAUUCUACAAGUACAGGGUGAACAAUCCUCGCUAUUGUAACAAUUUGACACCCAACAACGAAAAGAAAGUUUUGUCCUCGGAAAUAUUAAUCCCCUUGCCGGAGCGCACGACUCAGGGAUGCAGGGUGCUGCUGAUCAAUGCUGGAAAGAAGUGGAAUCCUAAACAGAUCAGCAUCGAUGAGAUCUUUCGGGGAGUUAUGCUGUCGCUGGACGCGGCCAUGGCGGAACCCAAGACACAGAUCGCCGGUGUUCACGUGAUUAUGAACAUGGAGGGCUUCGCGCUGAGCCAAGUAACUUACAUCACGCCGAGUUUCGCGGCGUCGUUGACGGAGUGGGUGCAAAGAUGUCUGCCGUGUCGCCUAAAGGGCAUCCACAUAGUGAACCAGCCUUUCAUAUUCAACAUGGUCUACGCCAUUUUCAAACCUUUCCUUCUAGAGAAAACGAGGAAGAGGAUUCAUUUCCACGGGACGGAUUGGAAGUCGUUGACCUCGUACUUGAGUGCCAAAGCUCUGCCCACCGGCCUCGGCGGUGAACUGGUCCUGCCGAAAGUGCCAUUAGGCGAAGGUAUCUGCGAGUACUUCUGCUGGUUCGAGAAGGAAUUCGAAGCCUCCAACAGGAAUGGAUAUCGUUCUGCGACGACGCGAUAAGAGUUCGCUCCUGAGAUAGAGCAUGCGGUAAUCAGGAUGGUCACGUGAUCCGUGAUUCCAUCUUUUCGGCAGGAAGAAGUGGGAAACGAGGCAGAUCAUCCCUACACGAUUAGAAUUAAGAAAAGAACAUAUGGAAAACUACUUUAACUUAAUUUAAGAUUCGUUGUUAAGUCAGAACAGGAAGAAAUAAGACGCGUUCGCUGUCACCGGCUUCUAAAAAUGUCCCAGAAACGAUUAAACGAUUUUCAACAGAUCUAGAACGUCACUGAAAAUUCGUUACCGUAGAAAAUUCCACAUGCGAUGGGGAAUUUCUGUAAAGGAUAUUGUUGCUCGUGACAGUGAAGGCGUUGGCGAUGGUGCCUGUAAUAUGUUUUACGACAAAAGUCACGAAGAUUCCAUUAAAUGUGCUAUUUCGCGAAGCGACAUCGACAAACGUCCGAAGAACAGGAUCCCGAGGUUGUUACGCGUGAAAUAAAAGACGGUGUUUUGCAAAUAACUUGUA